This is a messenger RNA of Fonsecaea nubica, 1722 nucleotides long. RefSeq lists its product as hypothetical. The transcript has a single exon. NCBI's taxonomy places the organism in Eukaryota, Fungi, Ascomycota, Eurotiomycetes, Chaetothyriales, Herpotrichiellaceae. The record is from RefSeq and is a predicted model, not a curated record. Bases 1 to 1722 code for a protein of 573 amino acids.
AUGACGCGUCGCAAGGGCUGGCCCUCACCACCGCUACCCGCAGUCUCCAGAAUCCCCGUGUCCUUUGAGAUCCCCGCCUCACUGCAGCAGUUCUCUACCAUUUCACGCUCCCUCGCUGCGACAAUGGCGUCUGGGACGGGGCCCUAUGACCAUCCUCUCUCGAACUCUACCUCGAUAUCCCAGGCAUCGUCCAAUCCUACCCCUGUGACCACGCAGUCGCAACAUAGACCGAGUUCUCAAUCCUCCUCGCAGUCGAUCUCGUCGCACUCGACCGCCCCUCGCGUGGGCCAAUACGCUACAACCAAGGCCAAUCCUCUAAAGCGCUCUUUCUCCGAGGUGCAGUAUGAAUCUCGAUCCGCUCAUCAGCCAACGUUUUCUAGGACGGCGUUACAGGAUGCAGAACAGACUGAUGCCCACCUCCGAGCCGUCGCAAAAUCCACAACCGUUGUUGCGGAGCCGAGUUCGCAUUCUCCGCAAACGCCACAUACGAACAUCCCGACGACGACUCAAUCCGAGGAACCUCCACUGAAGGCAGGCGAAGCACUUGUCUUAGCGACGCACCCCAACACGAUAGCACAAUUGAUUGCCAGGAAAAGAGCAGAAAAUGAGAUGUCGGGUCAUCGAGAGCGAUGGGCUCGCAGGCAACAGGAAUAUCGAAUGUCACAGUCUCCAGCGACUCAGUCGGGGAGUGAGCUCAAUCAUCAAGUCUCUCGCAACGAAGUGACAAAAGCCCCUCCAAAGAGCAGAUCGAAUCCUCCUCUAGGACGAUCUGUGUCGGCCAUACCAAUAGUGAAACCUGUGACCUCGAUUGUGUUUGACGCGCAAACUUCUGUGGCCGAGUCUCCUUCCACCACAGCAACAGAAGAAUCUACGAAACCUGCCGAAUACAAUAGCGAGACGCGGCAAUCCAACGAUAAUGACUCGUUCUUUGAAUCGCCUUUCUCUUCACCAAUUGUUGAGUUCCUUGAAAAGGCUACGGACAAUGCAGGAUUGAAAGAACCACUAAAACAUCAAGCGGAAGUGUCCAACACAAACAUCACCACGGCCACAACAGCCCCCAAGUCUCAUCUCGAUCGCGGUGCAGGGUCCACAAACUCUACAUCAACAACCGCCAAAUUCCAAGAAGCACCAGCAAUACCUCCUCUUUUCUCAGAUAAGCCUUUACCGAACCAAUCUCAACCUCAGUCUUUGCACACAAGCUCUUCGCAAAGUCCGUCGAUGAGCGUACACCAACAAGCCCAGACUGAAUCGCUGACUCCGGUCCAAGGCCAACUAACUCAACAUCAACCAAGAGGUGGACCGCCACAAUUAGCACCCCGUCAACUGCCAGCACCGCGAACCAUACCCUACUACCCACAAAAUGUGGGCAUGCCGGCUUUCUAUAGAGUGGAAAUGAAUCAAAGCUGGCCAGGUGGUGGCAACGACUUUAUCUCAACUCCCGUUUCUUCAAACCCUGGAUACGAUCAGCACGUUUUACCCCCGAGCCUGAGCUAUAAUCCAUAUGGCGUAGGUUCGAUGGCUCCGUACCUGGUGGGACCAGACCUCCCACCGCCUCCCGGUCCCCUCCGCACUUAUGGCAGUAUGAUGGCAACCGAGGUCGCAGGACAAUCAAGGGAGCAGUUAAUUGAUGCAGGGCACAUAACCGCGGCAGAUAUGGUCGCCGGUAUUAAUACGAGAUUCAAAAUUGCGACAAAGGACGACUUCACUGUUCCAAAGCGAUAG